This is a messenger RNA of Racocetra persica, 215 nucleotides long. The record is from the annotation of a GenBank genome assembly. Lineage: Eukaryota; Fungi; Glomeromycota; Glomeromycetes; Diversisporales; Gigasporaceae.
GUGUAUCAAAUACAGGUAAAGAUGCAAGAGAAAAAUUACAAAUAAAAUUAAACCUUGAGGAAAUACUUAGAAAAAUACAAGAAACCAAAGUAAUGAUAUUACUAGAAAACUCUGCAUUGAACAAAUGCUAUAGAGCUAACAUGGAAGAGCUCAUACAAAUAAAGAAAAGCAUUAAAAAAGAAUUACAAUACUUUGAAGAUGAAAAUGGAAAUAAG